Messenger RNA from Neolamprologus brichardi, 933 nucleotides. Lineage: Eukaryota; Metazoa; Chordata; Actinopteri; Cichliformes; Cichlidae. The record is from RefSeq and is a predicted model, not a curated record.
AUGCAGCUGAAAGACGGCGAUGGCAGGAAGGUGCUGCGCUCCAGCAUCAGAGAGUUCCUUUGCAGCGAGGCCAUGGCUGCCUUAGGGAUACCCAGCACUCGUGCAGCAUCCCUUGUCACCUCUGACCUUUAUGUCAGCAGAGAUCCACUCAACAAUGGCCAACGCAUUCUUGAGCGCUGCUCAGUUGUCCUUCGUGUUGCUCCUACAUUCAUCAGGUUUGGCUCUUUUGAAAUCUUUCUGGGCCGAGAUGAAUUCUCAGGUCUGCAGGGUCCCAGUGCUGGGCGGGAUGAUAUCCGUGCUCAGCUGCUGGAUUAUAUUGGUGACACUUUUUAUCCUCAAAUUCAGCAGGCUCACAGCAUCCGGAAAGACAGGAAUUUGGCUUUUUUCAGAGAGGUGAUGACGCGAACUGCUAGGCUAGUGGCCCAGUGGCAGUGUGUUGGCUUUUGCCAUGGUGUCCUUAACACAGACAACAUGAGCAUCCUGGGUCUUACCCUGGACUAUGGCCCCUUUGGCUUCAUGGAGAGAUUUGAUCCAGACUUUGUCAGCAAUGCCUCAGACAAAAAGAGGCGCUACUCGUACCAAUCACAGCCAUCUGUGUGCCGCUGGAACCUGGCUCGCCUAGCUGAGGCGUUGGGCUCUGAGCUUGAUCCAGCAGAGGCAGGAGCCGUCCUGGAUGAAUUCAUGCCCACGUAUAAGGCGUUCUACCUAUCUAUCAUGAGGAAAAAGCUGGGCCUUGUAAGAAUAGAAGAGGUAGAGGACCGAGAGCUUGUAUCAGAUCUGUUGCGUGUCAUGCACAACACAGGUGCCGAUUUCACAAACACCUUCCGCUUGCUGAGUCGUGUCCCCUGGCCUGAAGAGGGCGAUAGUGAGAGAGCCACUGUGGGCUCAGUGGUGGACCUCAUCCUAGAGCAGUGUGCCUCUAUUGAGGAGCUA